Rhodotorula toruloides NP11 is the source of this 1473-nucleotide messenger RNA. RefSeq names its product aldose 1-epimerase. Gene Ontology annotation, biological process: glucose metabolic process; beta-D-galactose catabolic process via UDP-galactose, Leloir pathway. Gene Ontology annotation, molecular function: carbohydrate binding; aldose 1-epimerase activity. The record is from RefSeq and is a predicted model, not a curated record. The transcript has 9 exons. NCBI's taxonomy places the organism in Eukaryota, Fungi, Basidiomycota, Microbotryomycetes, Sporidiobolales, Sporidiobolaceae. The coding region runs from base 1 to 1473 and encodes 490 amino acids.
AUGCUGCAACGCGUCUUGCACCGGCUGCAAACGACGCGGGUGUCGCUCCCCACCACCGACUCCUCGCCUUCAUCGUCCCUCCUUGCGUCCAACAUCCGCACAGACGAGCGAAGGCGCACGAAUGCACCCUUGUCGACUCUCCUCAGCGCCAUCCUCCUGCCCGGCGCACUCCUCGCCUUGUCGCUCCUCACCCUCGUCUACCUCCUUCCCUCGGCACAAGACACUCUCGAACCGGGAAAGGGCAAGGGAGACUGGAAGCACAGGAACGGCAGCAACGUCGACGUUUUUGAGCGGUUCUGGAUUAGCACGAAGGAACCUGGGACGGGAAGGGAGGCCAAGGCUGCGUUCAUCGCCCUCGGCGCGACCAUGACCGACUUCCUCCUCACCAACUCGCCCUCCGCUUCUCCAAUCGACCUCGUCCUCGGCUACGAGAACACCACGUCGUACCUGACCGCCGAACAGAACGCCUACUUUGGCGCCGUGGUCGGCCGGUACGCGAACCGCAUUGCGAACGCGUCUUUCACCGACCCCUCAACCGGGCAAACGACUCACCUCCCCGCCAACGAACGCGGCAAGACCACCCUGCACGGCGGCACGAGCGGCUACUCCCGCGCCGGGUGGAAAGUGCGCGAGAGGACGGGUGACAAGGUGGUGUUUAGCUUGAGGGACGAGGGGGCGGAAGGCUUCCCCGGGACGGUGAUCACCACCGCCACCUACACCCUCCUCCACACUCCCAUCCGGCUGCGCACCCAGUUCUUCUCCCGCGUCCUCCCCUCCAACUCGUCCUCCUCCGCCUCUGCCCGAACACCAAUCAUGCUCUCGUCGCAUACGUAUUGGAACCUCGAUGGCUUCCAGCGGGAUUUGGGCGGGAAGGGGGGAAGUGGACGGGCGGAAGAACAUGAAGUUUGGGUAGAGGCGGAGAAGCGGGUCGAGGUGGAUGAUGAUCUAAUCCCGACAGGUCGCAUCGUCUCGAUCCCGCCAAACUCGGCAUGCGACUUCUACUCCUCCUCCACAUCUUUCUCACCGCCGGUCCAAGCGCCGACGCUCGGCGAGAAGCUGGAGAUGGACGAGAUGCGCGGGCUGUGCGGACCUGGAUGUACCGGUCUCGACACGGCUUUUGUGCUCAGCCGGUCGGAGAGGGACGUCGAGAAGGACGUCGUCAUGCGGAUGCAAAGUCGGGCGAGCGGCAUUCGCAUGGACAUCCGCACGAACCAGCCCCUCAUCCACCUCUUCUCCUCCUCGACCUUCUCGCCCACCUCCUCGAGCGGCUUCCCCCGCAAACCCUCACAUCUUCCCGCCGGCGAGCUCGCGGAGGAUGAGCGGUACUAUCCGCGGUAUGGGGCGCUCGCGAUCGAGCAGGAGGGAUGGAUUGAUGCGGUGCAUCACGCGGAGGAAUGGGGAGUGGAUCCGUUCUACUCGCCCGAACGGCCGUACUCGUGGUGGAGCGAGUACGAGUUCUCGCAGCUCGACUAG